Messenger RNA from Anarrhichthys ocellatus (wolf-eel), 1649 nucleotides. RefSeq names its product RNA-binding protein with multiple splicing 2-like. The coding region runs from base 157 to 972 and encodes 271 amino acids. The record is from RefSeq and is a predicted model, not a curated record. Gene Ontology annotation, molecular function: protein homodimerization activity; RNA binding. Lineage: Eukaryota; Metazoa; Chordata; Actinopteri; Perciformes; Anarhichadidae. The transcript has 8 exons.
GCAGAGGCUGUCUUGUUUUUUACGCGCACUUCUUCCCCCCCCACGUCUUUCACUCUCACACACACGGAGCACUAAAUCCACCCUCUCACCUUUAUAGUUUUAGCGCGCGGUCUUGUAUAUUUAUUUCACUCCCCUAUUUCCUCCCUUUUUUCAUGAAUGAUUCUCUCUAGCAAUACUUGCAAGAUAUCCUCGGACACCUCGCCGUCCUCGUCCGCACGACCUCACCACCUCGGCACCUCUUCGCCCCUGAAGUUCAGACGGCACCAGGACUUCCACUGCAGCUUCAGACGCACUUGGGGGAAAUAUCAGUCGACGAGGAAAAGCUUGAUACUUUGUGCAGCAGCAGCUGAAGCCGCAGAAGCGACCGCCGACAUGAGUCUGAAAGCUGACGCAGAGCCGAACAACAACGUCUCCAUCGAGGAAGAGGUGCGAACGCUGUUCGUCAGCGGCCUCCCGGUCGAUAUCAAACCACGGGAACUUUACCUUCUCUUCAGACCUUUCAAGGGUUAUGAAGGGUCACUGAUUAAGUUAACAUCAAAACAGCCUGUCGGGUUUGUAACCUUUGACAGUCGCACUGGAGCUGAAGCUGCCAAAAAUUCCCUAAAUGGAAUCCGUUUUGACCCCGAAAGUCCCCAGACCCUGCGCUUAGAGUUUGCUAAAGCCAACACGAAGAUGGCAAAGAGUAAGCUGAUGGCCACCCCGAACCCCACAAAUAUCCACCCUGCUCUAGGAGCACACUUCAUUGCACGGGACCCAUAUGAUCUGACAGGGGCGGCGCUGAUCCCAGCGUCCCCGGACGCCUGGACUCCCUAUCCCCUGUACACCACGGAGCUGGCCCCAGGCCUCCCUCACGCAGCCUUCACGUACCCGGCAGCUGCUGCCGCUGCUGCAGCCCUCCACGCCCAGAUGCGCUGGUACCCUACGCCCUCUGAGACUGCCCAGCCUGGAUGGAAGUCCCGGCAAUUUUGUUAGAUAUUUAGCCUCUGGAAACCACACCUUUCUGUCCAGCUGAAGGGAGGUUUGCCACGCUCUUCAUUAAUUAAUUUAAUCAGGUUUAUUUAAUGGACAAAUGUGCAUUAUAAACAGUAUUUAUAUCUCCUCCCGAUUGUCUCUGGGGGGAGUCUGAGUUUAAACCAUCUUGCUGUCGACAAUCUGAGCUUAUCCUUGGCAGCUACUGCGGUACCAUCUUAGCACUUCAAAUAAAAAAUUAAUUAAAAAAAGAACCUCAUGCAAAAAGCAGAGUCAAAACUUCAUAGAUCUUUAUUGCUGAGGAAAAUUGACGCAUUGAAGUUGUUGUUGAGCUAGUCCUUGAAUGGGGUCACCGCUGCUCCCGAGAGGUUUAGAAGCGUUAAGAGUCAUUGCAUGUUAGUCUUUAUGGCAUGAAUUUAGAACGCAGAGUUCUGUGUAUCCUAAUUUUCUUAGUUUGUGUUGCCUCUUUACCUUUUUUUGGCCUAGACAGCGAAAAUGUUUUGUUUCCCUGUAGAACCUUGGUCUUACCUCUGUGAAAGCUAGGCUGUUGUGGCUUAUCUCGCAUGGACCUCGUGAAUGCAUCCCUAUGUUCUAUAUGACAACCCCGUGUACUUACGAUCAUAUCGGUGUCUGUCUUUAUUUGAGCAAAGGAAAGUACAAGUAUUUUUGUACUUUUUUGC